AUGUUCCUGAUCACCUACAUGGAGGGCUUGUCGUUUGGCAUGCUGGCCUAUGACGCGUCGCAGGGCCGCGCCAAGCACAUUUCGACACAGACCAUUGUGGCAUUGACGAUCUCCCUGGCGCUCUCCGCACUGAAUUUGCCAAGGGCUUGGGCCAGCAAGGUGCAUAAGUUGAUCGUCGUCUUUGUGGGCUGCUGCUUGGGCAGUGCAGCCUGCUGGCAGGUUGCCAAAGACAGCCAAGCAGAUGGCGAGGACGAUCUUCGGGUGCCAGGGGUGCCGCAGCGACACAGCAAAGCAGUUAUCUAUGUGGGCGCUGUGGUGAUGGGAGUUCUGUCCCUUUUGAUCUCCUGCCGCUUCUCACCCGCUGAGCUCGGCAACUUUGUGUCUCACGACAUCCAGAGCCCAGUCUGCACAUUCCAGAACUUUUUGCACGCCUUUGCCUUGCUACCGCAACUGGUUCUCUGUAGGCGCCAGGGCUUUGUGUCGCCCACGGGGGUGCGCUUCCUGUUCUUGCUGGGCAGUAAGCACCUCUACGAGUUCUUCUCAGACUCCUACGUCUCAUACAAGCACUACGUCAGGGGCCACCUGAGCUUUCACGAGUUCAGCUUCAUGUUUGGCGAUUUCGUUGCUGCGGUCAUUCUCCUUGACUUCCUGUACCUUGUUCUUGUUGACGAGCGCUCCAUGCAGCUGCUCAUGGGCUGCAAGGAGAUGGAGCUUCGGGACGAGGAGGCUCCAUUUGGACAGGAGGAGAAAUCUACGUCCAAGUCCAGUCUCCCGGGACUCUCUGCACUUUGUCUUCACCUCCGCGAGCGCAUGGACGAGCCCCGGUUCCAGCGCUUGGCAUUUCUUGGAGCCUCCGCAACUGUCGCUGUGCUUCUGGGCUUGGCCUUGGGCCUCAUCAAC
Messenger RNA from Symbiodinium pilosum, 900 nucleotides. The record is from the annotation of a GenBank genome assembly. Lineage: Eukaryota; Dinophyceae; Suessiales; Symbiodiniaceae.